AUGCACCAUCAUCAGCAUCAGCAUCAGCACGGUAAUUAUAAUAAUAAUAAUCACGCCGCGGCAAACAACUCAUACUCUUCCUGGCAAUCCUCGUACUCUUUAAACGCGUUACCUUUAUCCCCGACGGUACGAGCAAAACUUCAAUUUUGCGGGUUUAACGCCGUCCAAGAUGUCCUCAGACACCACUCGUUACCGGUACAACUGGUAAAAUCCGUGCCGUCUUUAACGCUGGAUGAAGCGCAGGACGUGCUGAAAGCGUGCAGAUGUGGACUUGAUGGGUUCGCCUUGCGUGGGGCAAAAUCAGCCUCGGAACUGUUGAAGAAAGAACAAGAGCGAAUACCACUGAUGACGUUUUGCGCUCAAGUGGACGGGAUUUUAGGCGGGGGCGUACAAACAGGAGAGAUAACGGAGUUUUGUGGCGCCCCUGGAGUAGGGAAGACACAAAUCGGGAUGCAGUUGGCGGUGUCGGUGCAACUGCCGAAAGAAUUUUUCUGCGGGAACGAAGGCGAGUGCGUCUACGUGGAUACCGAGGGGAGUUUUACGUGCGACCGGUGCGAGGAUAUGGCGAUUGGCGCGAGGAGGAAAUUGGAAGAAAGAGUGCAAGAAAUGCGAUGUUCGGAGGAGGAGAGGAGAGAGUACGAGGAGUGUUUAGAGAGCAAUAUGUUUUCUGUGGAUUCGAUUUUAAAGAGGAUACACGUGUUCAGGUGUCACGAGGUGACGGAGUUGUUGGCGUGUUUGGAUCACAUGCCGGAGUUUGUCAAGGAGCAUCCAAAGGUGAAACUCGUGGUCGUGGAUUCGAUUGCGUUUCAUUUUCGACAAGAUUUCGACGACAUGGCGUUGAGAGCGUCGAUUUUAGCGAAAACGACGAACAAUUUGAUGAGUUUAGCGAAGAAACACGAAUUAGCCGUGGUGACUAUAAAUCAAGCGACGACGAAACCAGGGGGCAGGUUGGCGCCGGCGUUAGGGGAGUCAUACGCGCACGCGGCGACGACGAGAGUCGCGUUAUCAUGGGGCGAGGAAGGAACUAGGAUUGCAUACGUGGCGAAGAGCCCGAGGUUGGCGAAUAGGAAAGCGAUGUAUACGAUUACCAGAGAUGGCGUGAGAGAUGUGGUACACGCUGCGAGCAAGCGGAAAAAAUUCACCUAA
Molecule: messenger RNA, 1146 nt
Organism: Bathycoccus prasinos
Lineage: Eukaryota; Viridiplantae; Chlorophyta; Mamiellophyceae; Mamiellales; Bathycoccaceae
Product: RAD51C protein
Exons: 1
Coding region: 1-1146 (381 amino acids)
Biological process (GO): meiotic DNA recombinase assembly; reciprocal meiotic recombination; DNA repair
Cellular component (GO): Rad51C-XRCC3 complex; replication fork; Rad51B-Rad51C-Rad51D-XRCC2 complex
Molecular function (GO): ATP binding; four-way junction DNA binding; ATP-dependent DNA damage sensor activity
Source: RefSeq, a predicted model, not a curated record